This is a messenger RNA of Physeter macrocephalus (sperm whale), 1767 nucleotides long. RefSeq names its product SHC adaptor protein 3 (gene SHC3). Gene Ontology annotation, biological process: cell surface receptor protein tyrosine kinase signaling pathway; intracellular signal transduction. The transcript has 12 exons. Gene Ontology annotation, cellular component: plasma membrane. The record is from RefSeq and is a predicted model, not a curated record. Lineage: Eukaryota; Metazoa; Chordata; Mammalia; Artiodactyla; Physeteridae. Gene Ontology annotation, molecular function: receptor tyrosine kinase binding. Bases 1 to 1767 code for a protein of 588 amino acids.
AUGCUUCCACGCACCAAGUACAAUCGCUUCAGGAAUGACUCGGUGACAUCGGUCGAUGACCUUCUGCACAACCUGUCGGUGAGCGGCGGUGGCAAGGUCUCGGCGGCGCGCGCGGCCCCGGCGGCGGCCCCCUACCUGGUGUCCGGAGACGCGCUGCGCAGGGCGCCCGACGAUGGGCCGGGCAGCCUGGGCCACCUGCUCCACAAGGUGUCCCACCUGAAACUCUCCAGCUCGGGCCUCCGCGGCCUGUCGGCGGCCAGAGAGCGGGCGGGCGCGCGGCUCUCGGGCAGCUGUAGCGCUCCCAGCCUGGCCGCCCCGGACGGCAGCGCGCCCCCCGGCCCCCGCGCCCCGGCCAUGCGCGCCGCCAGGAAGGGCCGACCCGGCGACGAGCCGCCGCCCCGCGCCCCGCACGCUAGCGACCAGGUGCUGGGGGCCGGAGUCACCUACGUCGUCAAGUACUUGGGGUGCAUUGAAGUUCUUCGCUCAAUGAGGUCACUUGACUUCAGUACAAGGACACAAAUUACCAGGGAAGCCAUCAGCCGGGUUUGCGAAGCCGUCCCUGGUGCCAAGGGAGCCUUCAGGAAAAGAAAGCCUCCGAGCAAAAUGUUGUCCAGCAUCCUGGGCAAGAGCAACCUCCAGUUUGCGGGGAUGAGCAUCUCCCUGACCAUAUCCACCGCCAGCCUGAACCUGCGGACCCCGGACUCGAAACAGAUUAUAGCGAAUCAUCACAUGCAGUCCAUCUCCUUUGCCUCUGGGGGAGACCCGGAUACAACAGACUACGUUGCGUACGUAGCUAAGGACCCUGUUAAUCGCAGAGCUUGUCACAUUCUGGAAUGUUGUGACGGGCUGGCCCAGGAGGUCAUCGGCUCCAUCGGACAAGCCUUUGAGCUCCGGUUUAAGCAAUAUUUGCAGUGUCCUUCCAAGAUCCCCUCUCUCCAUGACCGAAUGCAGAGUCUAGAUGAGCCAUGGACUGAAGAGGAGGGUGAUGGCUCAGGCCACCCAUACUACAACAGCAUUCCAAGCAAGAUGCCUCCUCCAGGGGGGUUUGUAGAUGCUCGACUGAAAGCCAGACCCCACGGUCCUGACACAGCCCAGUUUGCAGGAAAAGAGCAAACCUACUACCAGGGGAGACACUUAGGAGACCCGCUUGGCGAAGACUGGCAGCAAACAGGUGAGAGGCAAGGGUCCUUGGACAUCUACAGCAUGCCGGAAAGGAAAUCGCAUGUGGCCCCUACAGGAGAAGCCCCCACCUAUGUCAACACCCAGUGCAUCCCGCUGCAGGCUGGGCUGGCCGCGGGCAGCAGUGCAGAAAGCAGCCCACGGAAAGACCUCUUUGACAUGAAACCUUUUGAAGAUGCUCUCAAGAACCAGUCCUUGGGGCCUGUGUUGAGCAAGGCAGCCUCCGUGGAGUGCAUCAGCCCUGUCUCACCCAGAGCCCCGGAUGCCAAGAUGCUGGAAGAGCUGAAAGCAGAGCCUUGGUACCAGGGGGAGAUGAGCAGGAAGGAGGCAGAGGGGCUACUGAAGAGAGAUGGAGACUUCCUGGUCAGGAAGAGCACCACCAACCCAGGCUCCUUUGUCCUCACUGGCAUGCACAACGGCCAGGCCAAGCAUCUGCUGCUCGUGGACCCGGAAGGCACGAUCCGCACAAAGGACAGGAUCUUUGACAGUAUCAACGACCUCAUCAACCACCACCUGGAGAACAGCCUGCCCAUCGUCUCUGCCGGGAGUGAGCUCUGCCUUCAGCAGCCGGUGGAGAGGAACCCGUGA